AUGGCAUCUAAACCAGCAACUUCAGCAACAUUCUCCUUCUUUUUUCUGUUAGCACUUGCUGUGGGUUCUAAUGCUGGUGAAAUAGCUAUCUACUGGGGUCAGAAUGGAAAUGAAGGCACAUUAGCAGAUACUUGUGCCUCCGGGAACUAUGAUUUUGUGAACUUAGCUUUCCUUUGUACAUUUGGUAAUGGGCAGACUCCUCAACUCAACCUUGCAGGUCACUGCGAUCCAUCAGUCAAUGGGUGCACCGGUUUGAGUUCUGAUAUCAAAUCUUGCCAAGCCAAAGGAGUCAAGGUCAUUCUCUCCAUUGGAGGAGGAGCAGGGAGCUAUUACCUUGCCUCUGCAGAAGAUGCCCGACAAGUUGCAACUUACUUGUGGAACAACUACUUAGGAGGACAGUCAUCUUCACGGCCCUUAGGUGAUGCUGUUUUGGACGGGAUUGAUUUUGAUAUCGAAGGACGAACAAACCAAUACUGGGAUGUUCUUGCAAAAUAUCUUUCUGCUUAUAGCAACCGCGGCAAGAAAGUUUACUUAACAGCAGCACCUCAGUGCCCUUAUCCUGAUGCAUGGGUUGGAGGUGCACUUCAGACUGGUCUUUUCGACUAUGUUUGGGUACAAUUCUACAACAAUCCUCCAUGCCAAUAUUCUGGUGGAGAUUUGAGCAACCUUGAGGAUGCGUGGAAGCAAUGGAAAUCCAUCCCUGCAGGGAAGGUCUUCCUUGGAUUGCCAGCUGCUCCCGAUGCAGCUGGAAGCGGCUUUAUUCCUGCUACUGAUCUUACCUCACAAGUGCUUCCAGCAAUUAAGGAUUCUGACAAGUAUGGAGGUGUUAUGCUGUGGUCUAAGUAUUAUGAUGAUGAAACUGGAUAUAGUAAAUCCAUUAAGAGUGAUGUCUAA
Molecule: messenger RNA, 894 nt
Organism: Coffea arabica (coffee)
Lineage: Eukaryota; Viridiplantae; Streptophyta; Magnoliopsida; Gentianales; Rubiaceae
Product: acidic endochitinase-like
Biological process (GO): carbohydrate metabolic process
Cellular component (GO): extracellular region
Molecular function (GO): chitinase activity
Source: RefSeq, a predicted model, not a curated record